AACCUGUGUUCUUUGGUCAAAAGGGUGGACAAAUCAGUGGAAGAAAAUGAGAGAAAGGUGGUGAGUGUCGGUUCUAUUGUAGUGUAGUAAGUGGGCGUUUUUUUCCACUUAAUAGUAGCCGCAUUAAUUUCCUCCUUAUCCCGGAAAUUUUAGUUGUAUCAAGCACAAACCGUAACGCCGAAAUAUGGCGUGGAGAUUUAAGGCUUCCAAGUACAAGAACGCCACACCAAUUGUGCCAAAACCGGAAACUUACGUUCGUGAUAUUAGCGUGGGGUCAUAUCAAACCUAUGGGAAUAACAUUAAAGCCUCGGCCAAAUUUAUGGCCUUCAACUGGGACCACGUAGGCUCGAGCUUGGCCGUUUUGCCUUUGGACGACUGCGGCCGAAAAGGCAAACUAAUGCCUUUGCUACACGCACAUUCCGAUACCGUGACUGAUAUGGAUUUUUCCCCGUUUGACGAUGGAAUGCUAGCCACUGGAUCUCAAGACUGCUUAGUUAAGAUUUGGCACAUUCCCUCUGAAGGUUUAACAGAGUCUGUUAGCAAUGCACAGUGUAUUUUUUCUCACAAGCAACGCCGUGUUGAGACUGUCGGCUUCCAUCCUACCGCCGAUUUUCUAUUACAUUCCUCAUCUUUUACCACUUUGACUUUGUGGGACUUGAUAUCGGAAACAGAGUCGUUUUCGAACUCCGAUCACGACGAAGUGAUCCAGUCGGUUAGCUGGAAACAGGAUGGCACCCUGCUAGGAACAUCCUGCAAGGACAAACAGGUUAGGAUCUUCGAUCCUAGAGCGAACGUUCCUUGUGUUAAACAAGCCGACGGCCACCAGAGUAUAAAAGAUUCCCGCUUAGUGUGGUUAGGAAACCAAGAUCGAAUACUGACCUCAGGUUUCAAUGCACAAAGACUGAGACAAAUACUGAUCAGGGACUUAAGAAACUUUAAGGAGCCUGAAAAAGUGCUGGAACUGGAUUGUUCAACGGGGAUACUGAUGCCUCUGUAUGAUGCCGACACCGGAAUGUUGUUUUUGGCCGGCAAGGGAGAUAAUACCAUAGGUUACAUGGAAGUGACCGAUAAGGAGCCCUUCCUUGUGGAAGGUAUACGUCAUUCCGGCGAACAGACCAAAGGGGCAUGUCUCGUGCCCAAGAGGGCUCUAAACGUGAUGCAGGGCGAAGUGAACCGGAUCCUGCAGCUGACCAGUUCGUCCGUCAUACCCGUCACUUACCAGGUGCCAAGGAAAACAUAUCGGGAUUUUCAUGUGGAUUUGUUUCCCGAAACGCCCGGUUUUCGGACGGAAUUAAUAGCGUCCGAGUGGUUGGCCGGUGUCAACAUGCCUCUUCCGAAAAUCAGCUUAGAUCCGGCCAAAAGGAUUAAGGGCGGGGAACCGCUGACGGUUCAUCGCGGUCCUUUGGCAGAGUUAAAAGAACUCUACAAAAAUAGAGCCAACAAAGAGCCGGCUGUUGAGAAGGUAAAUCCGUCUGCGGUUCAAGAGGAAAGGCAUCCCAUCAGGAAUAUUGUCAAGACUUUGGAAAAGGACAGCGAACCGAAAAACAGUAUCAUCAGGAAGGAAGAAAUCGCGAACGUUGACGUCGCUAGACCAAUCGUAGAAGAGAAUCACAAGGCUGUCCCGCCGAAACCACUGCCUCGCGCUUCAAGAACAGGAUCCAUUACGGAGCCGCUAGAGGAGCCUCCCAAACCGGUGGCUAGGCCCAGGGGCAACAGUUGCACUCCCGUGGUCACUUCCGUGAACCCAAACGCGGUGACCGGCGGAUACAAGCCGAGACUCGGUCCCAAACCGUUCACACCUCCGAAACUGAACGACACGGAGAACAGUUUUAGUAAAAUAUUUUCGGUACCUGGGGUACCAAGUGGGCCUAUCGUUCCACCCAAUGGUGUCAUCGAGACUAAGGAGGAGGAAGAAGAAAUUCCGAUUUUUAAAAAAGUUGAUUCUUCUGACGGCGCCGACGCUUGCAAAAUCGACAAAGACAACAGUUUGUCGACUUUUGCAUCUGCAGAGGAUGAAAUCAAUGUGGAUUCCGGUUACGUCCCGAAAACGCCUAGUACGGCGGAAAGGAGGAAAUUGUUCGAGGUCAGGUCGUCUUCGAAAGAAAACGACGAGGAUAGCGACUCGUUCGACAGAGGUUCGACUCAGCGUAGCAGCAUCGCGGAGCGUCGAAAAUUGUACGAGCACUCGCCGCAGCCGCAACAGGAGCCGAUAACGGAAAAGGGUACGUCGCCGGUGAUGUUGAGGACGAAGGAGACCUUAAAAAAUCAGAAAAACAUCGAGGAAGCGUCCAAAGAGGGCGGCAAGAGGAAGAGCGCUUCUUUCACCAAGCAACAGUCGCUGGAUCAGGGCGUCAAGAGGCAGGAACCCGCGCCGACAACCAAAAGGACUUCCACGGUAUUCGGACGUGUGUCGAAGUUUAGGCACUUGAAGGGAACCGCCGCCCAUAAGUCGUUCCAUAUAGAAAAUAUUCGUAACCUGAGUCGCCAGAUACCCGGCGAAUGUGACGGUUUUCACGCCAAUCCGGAGAGGGUGGCCGUGCCUCUGAGCGGGGCGGGCGGUAAAAUAGCCAUAUUCGAGCUGAGCAAGACCGGUAAAAUUCCGGACGGCGUGAUACCGGCAUUGGUACACGGCAAUAACGUAAUGGACUUUUGUUGGGACCCGUUCGACGGACGUCGUUUGGCAGUGGCGUGCGACGACGGCGUCAUCAAACUGUGGACAGUUCCGGAAAACGGUCUCACCGUACCCACGAAUCAGCCCGACACGGAAUUUGUCGCCCACUCUGACAAAAUCUACUUCAUCAAGUUCCAUCCCACCGCCUCUAAUGUUCUGGCAUCAGGCUCGUACGAUUUGACGAUAAAAAUAUGGGAUCUCGCCAAUCGGACCAAUAAAAUCACGCUGACGGGUCACGCGGAGCACAUUUUCUGUUUCUGUUGGUCGAGUGGCGGCGAUCGCUGCGCCACGGUCUCGAAAGACGGCAAGGUGCGGAUUUUCGAUCCCAGACGGGGCGGGGCCGCCAUAAGGGAAGGCAAAGGACCGGAGGGUAGUAGGGGAGCGAGGGCGGUAUGGGCUUUGGACGAUCGUUUCCUAGUCGUCACCGGUUUCGACAAGGUUUCCGAGCGACAGAUCACGGUCUAUAAGGUCAGCGACUUAAGUCCGGUCAACACGAUAGGAUUGGACGUGUCGCCGGCCAUCUUGAUUCCGUUCUACGACGAAGACAGUUCGACGUUGUUCGUCACCGGGAGGGGCGAUAUGACGAUCUACACGUUCGAAAUAACCGACGAGGCGCCCUUCGUAUGUCCACUGAGUCACCACAAGUGCAAUUCGCUACACCAGGGCUUGUCCUUUUUGUCAAAGAACGUAUGCGACGUCGCCAACGUCGAAUUCGCCAAAGCUUUAAGGCUGACGAAUAAUUCGAUCGAGCCGCUCUCCUUCACGGUUCCCCGUAUCAGGACGGAACUGUUCCAGGACGACCUUUUCCCCCCUACUCGAGUCGCCUGGGAACCCCUCUACACCGGCGACGAGUGGUUCGACGGUACCGAAAAGCCCGCGCGGAGAAUAAGUUUAAAACCGGACGACAUGGAUUGCAUGUCAGAAUCCCAAAAUCACACUAAACAAGAGAGAACAAUCAAUAAAUCGCAAUCGACACCAUUCAUCUCUUCCGCUCAGCCCCACAACAGAUUAGGGUGGAACGCGGAGCUCAGCAGUCAAGUGAAAAAUAAGCAGGAAGAGAUUCAGAAAUCGGUAAGCGACAGGUUAGAGAUCAAUUUGAAGCUCGAGCAAGACGACAUGGAAGGAGUGGACGAAAAAGAAUGGCUAGAUUGAGACUUUUUUUUAGCAAUUUUUUAAACGGAUUUUUAUACACACGUUCGUGGAAGUCGGCAGGUAUCGCAGGCAUUUUUUUUUAGUGCAAUUAAACUAAGAAUGAAAACUACCGUGUAUUCGCCAAAGCGAGGCAAUAAUAUUUAGCUUUUAUUAAUGGACUUAAACAUAAUAUUCCAUUGUGCGACAAAUAAGGCCCGGUUAAGGAGAGAUUAAUUUUUAUUUCUCGGAAACUAAACUGACUGAAUGUCUGAUGAAAUGUAUGUCAUCUAACCAUAUUUCGAUGUCUUAACGGGUCUGAGGCAGUAUUGCGCAUUUUCUCAUAUCUUUGAGCAUUUUUUUUUUGCUGUGGACUAAUGGAUUGUCGAUCCUAAUGAGAUUCAAAAGAUUAGUUUGCUGACACUUGUCUAACGGUCUGAGUUUUUAGUUGUAUUGCUGGGAAGGGAUAGCGGUGCUUCUACAAUGCCGUAGGCCAAAUGUGAAGCCUCUCUGUCAAAGACCAAAAAGAUGGGUCUAGCUACGUUAAAUUUUGAUAAAUGGCGAAUGAAGUGUGAUUAAAAGUUAAUAUUAAAGUUAAUCUUUUGCUGUGUAAACACGGGAAUCAUUAUCUCGUCUUCAGUUUACAAUAUUAUUAUGAAACAGAGUAGGAAAAAGUAAUUACUGAUCCCGCCCUAAUCGUUUAUAUCGCGAAGAACGUUCUGUUUAGCUUACUGCAAAAGCUAUCUAUGUCCUGGUCCAGAAGGAGCUUUUAGAAGAUGCUUUCUUAAAAUCUAAAACCGACACCUCGAUUUUUUUUUUAAUAUUCGAAUUUUUACUUUUAAAAUUCGUUUUUAAUCUCUCUGCUAGUUUAUAAACAACUCUGUUUUUUUUUUAAUUUCUGGAGCGUUUUCAUAGUUUCCUAAUUUAUUACACACCUGAUUUAUCACAUCUCAGGAGGACUUUCGGUCGUAAAACGAAUAAUACCGAUUUUUUUGGACCUUUACACACUGUAUAUAAACAAUGUUUCGCCAAUCAUUCUUCAGGACUUAAACUGAAACUUGCUCGCAUGUUACUCUGUGCCUGCUUAUAUAUUGUUUGAGGGGGGCGGAGCUAAAUGACAUCUGGGUUGCGGUUGACACUACUUACUUCUUUGCUCCGUCCCCUCGAACAGUAUAUAAGCAGCUCGAGACUUAUUUAUUAUUCAUUUUGGUUAUGCGGCAAAUAUUUACUUACCUGUACUACAAGAAAAAACAAAAUUUAGUAAACAAACGCCAAUAGGCAGUCUAGAAAUAUGGUAAUUCCCGAAAGUUGGGAAUUUUUACACCGAACGCCACCUGCAGGCGCGUAUAGCAAGUAGAAGCAACUAAAUUAUGAUCACUGCAGGUUAUUAUUGUUCAAUAUUAUCGUGGGAUCGAAUUCUGGGCCUUAUUUGCCUCACCUACCCAUUUCCUGGAUUUCCCGUUUGAAUCAAAUAUAUUUUUUUUAUAGUCCAUAGUCGUACAUGUGCUUGGGAAUAAUGGUGGGUAACCUUAUGAGUUGGACCAUUUUAUGUAGAAUAUAUUAGGUGGUAGUAUAGUCACAUGUGCUUUUCAAUAAUCGUAGUGAUCGUUCGGUUUGUGUUUUUAUUUAAUGUUAUUUGACUUCUAGUCAUUGGAACGUGCUUUAAGUAAACGUAGUUAUAAGGAAAACUCGGAGUAUGAGCUCACUGCCAUUUCGUUUUCCGUCGGGAUGAAAAAUAAUUCCGAUAACACGUAAGAGAUGCCAUAAUUGUCGGGACUUGUUCGCAUUUGCUCAUCCCCCUUUGAUUUUAUGCUCAAAUACUCACUUUUGUAUGUUUUAAUUUGUUUUCUACGGCCGUGUAUGAUAUUUUUAUAUUUUCGUAUUCCCUUUAUAUUAAAAUUUCAUAUAUAGUAUCUAAAUAAAAAAUAGAUUGAAGUUUU
Cylas formicarius (sweet potato weevil) is the source of this 5739-nucleotide messenger RNA. RefSeq names its product coronin-7. Gene Ontology annotation, molecular function: protein binding. Lineage: Eukaryota; Metazoa; Arthropoda; Insecta; Coleoptera; Brentidae. The coding region runs from base 185 to 3823 and encodes 1212 amino acids. The transcript is spliced from 13 exons. The record is from RefSeq and is a predicted model, not a curated record.